UAGGUGAUUAUUUUUGAGUUGUCUUUCAGUAUACCGCGACAAAUGGCAACACAAGCACACGCAUCGGCAGAAGGAUUUUGUUUGUGCCAUUUAAAGUGCGUCUGGCAUAUGGUCGGAAAAGUUGGGAUCUAUUUAGGCUAUUACAAUGCGGGUUAUGUGGAGCUGGAACAACGUUUCACUGGCGACGAACAAUUGUAUGUUCACGUUAUGGCAUUGUUCAAUUUUUUUGCCAGUUUGAUAUAUUUAUGGUUAAGUCAAGGUUGGAUCUAUGAUCGAUUAAUAUUCCUACUUUAUGUGCCACUGUAUAUAUACUUUUUGUUGCUAAGAAAGCAUCUGGUCAAUUUGCUCAAUGAAUGCGUUCAGAUACACAGGACAAUGGAAAGAAUAUUGGGCAAUUGGAUGUGUGUAAAAAUACCCAAAGAGUGUCUAUAUAGCCUUAUGUUGAUAAUACAAACGGUUCUCCUUGUGGGCUGGCAAAUGAGAAUGUAUUAUGCCUAUCAGAUGUGUUUCAUAGUUGGAGUGGCCAUAAUUUAUCACCUGGAGAUGCUUUUUCUUGGCAAUUACUUAAUCUGGUUGGGUUGUGUCUACCGUUCAUCAUAUGUAUUUCUCAGAAGACAUAUGACUGUCCAUAGGCAUGGCAUUCUAAAGGGUGUAUUGCGGCAACAGAUACAAAUUUCGAAAGUGCAUGGAAUUGUUAUGCGUUACUUUUCGGUGCAUUUGCUAAGUUUUAUUGGAUUGGUUGGCGGACGAAUCAUGAAUAUAAUGGCCGAUCUUGUUGCCAAUGAGAAACUGAAUAUUGAUCGUUUAAAUUUGAUCAAUUUGAUAACACAAAGUCUUCAUUUGGCAUUAAUAUUGAUAAUUGCCCAUAAUGCCCAGAGACAAUAUGAGAAAUUUUUAAAAUACUUCCUAUUGCUCAAAGAUAAUGAGAAAUACUUUCAAUUAAAAACCUGGCGUCUAAUAAAGAAUCAAACAUUGCCCAUGCCCUUUGGGUUGCCUCUAAUGCGCAUACCCAAGCAAUGGAAACGAAACAGAGAUGUGAUAGCCGUUUUGGUUUCCAGCAACGUUUCUCCUCAAUACUUAAUGAAAACUUCAUUACUACUUAUCCAGUUGAAAUUCAGUAAUCAAUUUAGUUUUGAGUUUAGUCUAAAUAUGCUACUAACUAGUUUUGAAGAUUUCGAUGUGAAUGUGACCCAAACAAUUAGUCAAUUUUAUCGUUGGUAUAAUUAUGAUGAAUACCAAUCAAUAGGAUGA
Messenger RNA from Drosophila willistoni, 1251 nucleotides. RefSeq lists its product as uncharacterized. The transcript is spliced from 3 exons. Bases 43 to 1251 code for a protein of 402 amino acids. The record is from RefSeq and is a predicted model, not a curated record. NCBI's taxonomy places the organism in Eukaryota, Metazoa, Arthropoda, Insecta, Diptera, Drosophilidae.